AGUGGUGACGUCAUGGCCGAGCGGACGUUCCAAUUGGCCGAGGGGCUUCCGGGUUUCCCCCCCUGAUGUGGGACAGCCAGGAGCGUGUGGAGGCCUAGUUCCGGUUCGGAAGCCCGUUGGAAGUCGGCACGCGGUGGCCUUUCAUUGAGGAGCUUGACCCGUCCGGCGGAGGACUGACCCUUUGAAGACAACGCAGGAGGGCCUUCUCACCGAGUCCUGGCUCUGAAGCGUGUGCUGCCAUGGCGGACCCCUUGGGGCCCUUGGCCUGGGGCCCUUUGCCGCCCCUUCGCUCUGCAGGGCCGGAGGCGCUCAAGCUGGGCUCUCUGGCCAUCCUGCUGGCCGCGACCCUCUUCUGUGGGCUGAUGCCCCUGCGCCUCUUCCCUCCAGGCUCUCCCGCGCUCCGGAGGGAGUCCCUCGGCCUGCUCGGCUGCUUGACCAGCGGGGUCUUCCUGGCCACUUGCCUCCUGGACCUUCUCCCCAGUUACCUGGGCGCCAUCAAAGGGGCCCUGGAAGAGCUCCGGGUCACGCUGCUCUUCCCUCUGCCGGAGUUCAUCCUCUCCAUGGGCUUCUUCCUGGUCCUGAUCCUGGAGCAGAUCCUCUUGGCCUGCAAGGAGCCCCAGGAGGAGGAGGAGAAAGAGAGCAAGGAGACCCUCUGGAGCCCCUCUGCUUCUACCCACAAAGACCCCCCGUCCGGCCUGCGCUUGAGUGCCUUGCUGCUCUCCUUGUGCCUUUCCUCGGGGCUGCAAGCGAGCUCCGUCUGGGUUCUAGAGCUGUGCCCGUCCCUGCUGCUGCACCAGGGGCUGCUGGCCUUCGCUCUGGGGCUGCGGCUGGCCCAGGGUGGGCUGUGGGGCCGGGCAGUGGCCGCCGGGGUGGCCCUCUUUGCUGCCUCGGCCCCCUUAGGACUGGUGCUGGGGGCCACCCUCGUACGAGAACCGGUGGGCCCAUCCUCCCCGUUGUCCCACCUCUCACGCUCCGUACUGCAAGGCCUGGCUGCCGGAGCCUUCCUCUACCUCUCCUGCACCACGGAGGGUCUACACCACGGAACCCAAUCCAGAACCCAGAGGCGGCAGCACAUCCUCCGGGCUAUGGCACUCCUGGCUGGAUUCGCCCUCCUCACCAGCCUCCUCUUCCUCAGGCUCUAAAGCGGGGGAAACCACAUCAUGGUUUUUAAAUAUCUUUUUUAAAUCCUGCAGUACCGUCUUUGGUCUCUAGGUGGCACACUUCCCCAAUCACCACAUAGUUCUUCAGUCAAUAUAGCAGCAUAAUGGCCGAGGAAGAAUCUAAGCAAAAUAAUUGCAAAUUAACUUCUCCCUGAGUCUCCUAUCGUUGGCUAGUAGACCCUAGUAACUAUCAAUAUCUUUUUUAAAUCCUGCAGUACCGUCUUUGGUCUCUAGGUGGCACACUUCCCCAAUCACUGCAUAGGUCUUCAGUGAAUAUAGCAUCGUAAUGGCCCGGGAGGGAAGAAUCUAAGCCAAACAAUUGCAAAUUAACUUCUCCCUGAGUCUCCCAUCGUUGGCUAGCAGACUCUAGUAACUAUAAAUAUCUUUUUUUAAACCUGCAGUACCAUCUUUGGUCUCUAGGUGGCACACUUCCCCAAUCACCGCAUAGGUCUUCAGUCAAUAUACCAUGGUGGUCUGGGAGGGAAGAAUCUAAGCAAAACAAUUGUAAAUAAAUAUUCUUUCGUAUCAGUCUACCUAUCUAUCUUGCCUAUGUAACCAGUCUAUCUAUAUUGUCAAAUCAGUAUUAUUUACCCAAUUUCUUAUCUAUCUUGUCUGUCUAAUCAACCUCUCUAUCGUCUCGGUCUUAUCUUUCUAUCUCAUCUGCCUAAUGUAAUAUCGAUCUCUCUUCCUUAUUUAUCCAGGGAGCAUUUGAACUAUGCUUUAUGCUUCUUUUUAUUAGUCACUUCUGAUCUUCUCUGUCAUAUGAUCUAUUUUCAAUCCAGUCUAUCCAAUCUUCUCUAACUUGUCGUCUGUCUGUUCGUCUUAACUAAUUAAUUGGGGUGAUACAUUACUUCAACGCGGGGCUUUCCCCCCAUUUUGGAAAAAAAAAAAUAGAUUCUCGCUGAAUUUCCCACCUCACCUUGCCUUAACGUCUAUGGUGCCUUGAAGUAUUAUUUUGUUUGUGACCUUUUAAUUUUCCCAACUUGAUGGAAAAGAAUAAAAGGGUUUUUUAAAAAGCUUGA
Messenger RNA from Anolis carolinensis (green anole), 2182 nucleotides. RefSeq names its product solute carrier family 39 member 1 (gene slc39a1). Gene Ontology annotation, biological process: zinc ion transmembrane transport. Lineage: Eukaryota; Metazoa; Chordata; Lepidosauria; Squamata; Anolidae. Gene Ontology annotation, molecular function: zinc ion transmembrane transporter activity. Bases 240 to 1142 code for a protein of 300 amino acids. The record is from RefSeq and is a predicted model, not a curated record. Gene Ontology annotation, cellular component: plasma membrane. The transcript is spliced from 4 exons.